UUAGAAUUUAUUUAAAACUAGACUAAUUAGACUUAGAAAUUUGUUAAGUUGGUUAAUAAGUUAAAUUUGUAACUAUUGUGUUAGUGCUUGACAAAUUUAAUUUAUGAUUCUUAUGUAGAUGGAUCGUAGUUGGAUGUAUAAUAUGACUAAUUUUGGUCGAAUGGGGCUAAGACCUGAAUUUGUAGAAGGUGUCAUUGGUUUUGUGGAGUAUGCUAAGACAUUAGAUCCUUUUCAACGUAGUGGUAUGAUUAAGUGUCCUUGUAAUAAAUGUCAAUGUUUGAAUUAUGAAAAACCAGAUGCUGUUGAGUUUCAAUCCAGAUGAUGCUGUGGGGAUCAUUUCUCAGACAAUCAAAGAACUCUAUAGAGAUGCUUAUCCUACAUGGGGCAAGUUCCCUAGCAAUCUCAAGAGACAAAUAUUUUUGGAGUUCAGGAAAAAAUGUGCUUGGCGUCCGGAACAUGAGGCCAAAAUUUGUGCAAACUUUCACAAGAAAGCUACGCAUACUCUUGCUAGUUUGUUUAAUAAAGCUCGUAGAGAUAAUAGCAAACCUAGCUGGGUUCUAUCGGAGGAUUGGGCAAAAUUACUCGUGCAUUGAAAAUAUGAUCCAAGAUUUAAGCAGAUGAG
This is a messenger RNA of Solanum lycopersicum (tomato), 622 nucleotides long. NCBI's taxonomy places the organism in Eukaryota, Viridiplantae, Streptophyta, Magnoliopsida, Solanales, Solanaceae. The record is from RefSeq and is a predicted model, not a curated record.